GUUGCAGAGCAGCAGGAUCUCACUGUGCUUCUUCACAGAAAAUAGAAAGCACGGCUUCUGAAUUUACUUUCUUUACCCAGUAACAGCAAUUACAAAGCUUAGAACAGAUGGGAAGAACAAGCCAAGCCGUGCUGCUAAUUUUGUAUGUGUUUAUGACUGUUAAAGCAUUUGAAAUGGAGAUUAUACCUGCUAACAGAAUUGUUGCACAGAUUGGAGAAACACUCAUACUCACAUGCAAUACUACUGGCUGUGCAUCACCAAGUUUUUCCUGGAGAACCCAGAUGGACAACCCCCUUGGAGGAACAGUGAACAACCAUAGGACAUACUCUACCUUGACUAUGAAUCCAGUUAGCAUUGUGAAUUCUCAUGAUUAUCUGUGUACUGUCUUCUGUGGUGAGAAAGAGAAAAAAGAGAAGAGUAUCAAAGUUGAACUUUACUCUUUCCCCAGCAAUCCUAUCAUUGAGAUCAGGCCAUCCUUAGUUGCUGGAGAACCAGUCACUGUCAUCUGUAAAAUUCCUGAUGUGUAUCCUUCUGAUCACCUGGAAGUACUCCUAAAGAAAGAGGGGUAUAUUCUUCAUGAGGAAAAUUUUUAUGAAGAUGACAGCACAAAUACAGAGACCAAAACUGUGACUUAUUCUUUUAAUCCCACACCUGAAGAUAUUGGGAAAGAGAUUACCUGUGUGGCCAAGUUACCAAUUGCUUAUAUGGACUUUGAACCUAAAGAAAGAGUAACUUCUCAGAAACUGAAUACAAACUUUGGCCCAAAAAAUACUAUCAUUACUGCAUCUCCAGGCAACUCGCUAAUGGAAGGAGACCCUCUAAAACUCACUUGUGUGACUGAGAGUAAUUCACCAACACAAACAGUUUGGAGAAAACAUUUGGCUGAUGAAAGCAUUCAGCACCUGAUAGAAAACAAUGUCCUUUCUAUUCCCCAUACCCGUUUCACUGAUACAGGACUGUACAUCUGUGAAGUAAUUAAUCUGGUAACUAAUAAAACAGAGAAAGCAACUGUGGACAUUGUCAUACAAGGUUCUCCAAACAUUACAGAACUCUCUAUUGAGCCUUCUAUAACAGUUCGAGAAGGAGAAAAUGUUUCCAUACAAUGUUCUGCUGAGGGUAACCCUCCUCCCAAGAUUAUUUUAAGGAGAAAAUCUGACAGUGCAGACAUGGGGUCUUACAGUGAGGGAAGAAUUCUCCUUCUUCCAUCUGUGACAUUCCUAAAUGGAGGAGACUACGAAUGUAUAGCAGAAAACAAGUUUGGGAAAAGUAAAAGUGAAAUAACACUUAAUGUGGAAUAUGGACCAAAGAAUACAAUGAUCUCUGUUAUCCCUGCUACUGCUGUUAAAGAAGGAGAAACUGUUAUGAUGAAGUGUACUAGUUCUGGUAAUCCAGCUCCAGUGAUCUCUUGGAAGAAAAAGACGGCCACUGGGGAGCUAGAGAAAAUGUUUAAAGAUGCCACCUUACCUAUACAGAAUGUAAAAAGUCAAGAUAUGGGGCUUUAUGAAUGUGAAGCUUAUAACCAAUUUGGCAGAGAAGAAAAAGCUGUCAAAUUACUUGUUCAAGUUCCUCCCCAAAAUAUUACUGUGUUAGUAUAUCCAUCAGAAAAUGUCAAAGAAGGAGAAAAUGUCACUAUUACAUGUAGCACGUACAGUAACCCACCAUCACAGAUGGUCCUGAAAAAAGUCCAUCAGGAGAAAGAAAUUAUUCUGUCAUCAGUGAAUGGAACCUUUAUACUCUACAAUGUCACCAAAAAUGAUGCAGGCAGAUAUUUGCUUGAUGUUUUCAAUGAGGCUGGAAACAACAUCAAAGUGAUUGAGAUAUCUGUUGUAGGAAGAUUGGAAAAAACAGAUCAAAUGAUACCACUGAUAAUUGCAUUCUCCUGUGUAACAGCAAUAGCAGUACCUGUAGUUGCAAUUUUGAUCUACGUGUCAAGAAAAGCAAAGAUAAAUGGAUCCUACAGCCUUGUAAAAGCACUCAGGCUGAAAGUGUGAUAGCAUGAAUAUAAGUCUAAGUUCAUAAUAAGCAAUGUUAUUUAUUGUUGUGACUGGUUCCACUCUUCUAUAACAUAUGGUAACAAACAAAUGACUUAAGAAC
Molecule: messenger RNA, 2094 nt
Organism: Haliaeetus leucocephalus (bald eagle)
Lineage: Eukaryota; Metazoa; Chordata; Aves; Accipitriformes; Accipitridae
Gene: VCAM1
Product: vascular cell adhesion molecule 1
Exons: 8
Coding region: 108-1991 (627 amino acids)
Biological process (GO): cell-cell adhesion
Cellular component (GO): membrane; cell-cell junction
Molecular function (GO): cell adhesion molecule binding
Source: RefSeq, a predicted model, not a curated record